Messenger RNA from Aureobasidium uvarum, 1356 nucleotides. The record is from the annotation of a GenBank genome assembly. Lineage: Eukaryota; Fungi; Ascomycota; Dothideomycetes; Dothideales; Saccotheciaceae.
AUGUCAGAGCGAAGGUCCUGGGCAUCGUUUGCUCCCUAUGACCACGAUUACCCCUCCGCCACUACCAACAACCCUGACGAUGCUGCUACCGUCGCCGCUCCCACGAGGCUGGACAGACUUCGUCGCGUUGUUCAGAGAAGCAACGAGCUGAGACGGGAGUCCGAAGAAGCCGAGCGCAACGCCAGAUGGGCUCCUCCACCUUCGCGCCUGAGACGUCGCCGCUACAGGGAUCCCACCGAACAGUCUCCUCCACGCUUCACCCGUUCGAACAUCGACCAGCCCUCGUCCGACCUUGACGAGCCCAGGCAAUGGAAUGUCAAGAGACGGAAGCUGACUCACGAGUCGAACUACAAGUAUGGCCGUUAUGGCCAGGUCGAGCCUGGCAGAUUGAAGCUUGAACUCGAGAGCUGCGAUGGCGAAGUCCACAAUGAAGAGCGUAGCGGCAUCGAUUUUGGACCCGAGAACAUCCUCAAGCAUGACAAAAGUGUCUACUGCUCUCGCGCUUCGAAGUGCAACAUCGUCUUGCGCCAUCAUGACGACUCGACCUUUUGUCUGGAGAAGCUGUACAUCAUUGCGCCUGAAAACGGCUUCACCGCUCCCAGGGUAAAGGAGGGUCUGGUCUAUGUCGGCAUGAGCCGAGACGACCUUCAGCCGUAUAUCAACAGCUCUACUCACUACUUGAAUCCACCGAGGAGUCCGCCACCACGCCGGACUCAUGAUCCCGUACGCCUCAGUUUGUUGGAAAGUAUCCAUGAUCCAGAGGUUGCUCGUGCUAUUGGUACGCGCCGGGGUGCUGGCUUCUUUUCGCCUAUCGACUCUCCAGCAGAUGACCAGUCUCAGGACGAGGAUGAUGCUGAUGACAUGUGGAACUCCAUCCCUGCAACUCGAGAUCCCUCAUGGCCUCCUAUGGAUCCAAGUCGACAGGUUGCGAACAGAAACGACAUCGACAACCGAAAUUGUGAUGAUCCUGCAGAUUUGAGAGAGUCUCCAGAUGGCCGCAUAGUCGUCUUGAGUGACGAGGAAAUUACCUGGCCCGAGGAUCCCACCAGACCGGACGUGCUCGCGGACAGAAGGCGUAGGGAGCGGAACUUGCGCGACUCGCAUGAUGAUGAGGAUAUAUGGGAGUCAAGAUAUCGGACCAACUAUGCGCGCAUGCGUAUACGACAACCGCAUAUAUCCAUGGAGCGAUCCGAAGCAGCCCAAUUGAGUCCGGAGCUCGAUAGAUAUAAAAGCGAUACUGUCGCGAGGGCGAGGUUCAAGAUCAAGGACAACAGACACCGGAUAGCCAUAAAGUUUGAUCCUCCAGUGUACGUGCCUCCGCUUGAGCUUUUACGUAUCUCGCUGAUUUCUCGAUAG